Sphaeramia orbicularis (orbiculate cardinalfish) is the source of this 5004-nucleotide messenger RNA. RefSeq lists its product as uncharacterized. Lineage: Eukaryota; Metazoa; Chordata; Actinopteri; Kurtiformes; Apogonidae. The coding region runs from base 94 to 5004 and encodes 1636 amino acids. The record is from RefSeq and is a predicted model, not a curated record. Gene Ontology annotation, biological process: homophilic cell-cell adhesion. Gene Ontology annotation, cellular component: plasma membrane. Gene Ontology annotation, molecular function: calcium ion binding. The transcript has 3 exons.
UAUUCUCAGAAUAUCGCUGAAUUGCACCACUUCGUGUUAUUGAGAACGUUUCUAGCGUCACUUCUGCAACGGGUUGGAAAUCCAUCCGUUACAAUGACAUCUAAAAUGAACGGGAUUAAGUCGCAUUGGUUUUAUUUAUUCCUCUUUUGGUUUCAUACCGCAUAUGGAGACAUUAGCUAUUCGUUUCCAGAGGAGAUGAAACCAGGAUCUGUUAUUGGAAAUAUAGCCAAGGACCUCGGGCUGGAAACGGGCGUUUUAAGCCACAGGAAAGCCCGCAUCGACACCGACGGCACCGACCACCGGUACUGUGACAUAAACCUGAGGAACGGAGAGCUGAUUGUUUCCGACAGGAUUGACCGAGAGGGGCUUUGUGCUAAAAAGGCUUCGUGUAUCCUGAAACAAGAGCUUGUGCUGGAGAAUCCUCUGGAGCUCCACCGCAUUAGCCUACACAUUCAAGACAUUAAUGAUAAUUCGCCGCAGUUUAAAAAUGACGGAAUUGAUCUAGAAAUGCAAGAAUCGACAGUCAGGGGUGCUCGUUUCGUGAUAGAGGAGGCGCAUGAUGCGGAUGUAGGACAAAAUUCCGUGCAGCAAUAUAGUCUUAAAAAGAAUGAGAAUUUCGUUUUGGUCAUUAAUGGAAACAGUGUAGAGCUUGUUCUUGAUAAAGAGCUUGAUCGAGAAAAACAGCAGGACAUUAAAUUGGUGCUUACAGCUCUAGAUGGUGGCUCUCCUCAGAGAUCAGGUACAGUGGUCAUACACGUUAACGUGCUGGACACAAAUGAUAACGCCCCAGUGUUUAGUCAGUCCGUUUAUAAAGCCAGUCUGCCUGAAAACUCUCCUCUAGAUACUGUAGUGGUCACAGUGAGUGCAACUGAUGCAGAUGAAGGAGUCAAUGGAGAUGUGAGUUAUGACUUUGGUCAUGUAACUGAUGAUGUGAAGCAACUAUUCAGUAUUAACCCUAAAACUGGUGAGAUACGUGUAAUUGGUAAUGUUGACUAUGAAACUACCACAUCAUUUGAAAUACGAGUCCAAGCAAAAGAUGGAUUAGGCUUAUCAUCUUAUGCCACAUUAAUAAUAUCUGUCACUGAUGUUAAUGACAAUUCCCCUGUGAUCGGUUUAAAAUCUCUGUCUAGUCCCAUAUCAGAAGACACCCCUCCUGGUACAGAGGUGGGCAUCAUUAAUGUACAGGAUAGAGACUCAGAAAGGAACAGACAGGUCCGCUGCUCCAUUCAGCAAGGUGUCCCUUUUAAGUUAAUUCCUUCUAUUAAAAACUACUAUUCUCUGGUGACCACAGAACAACUGGACCGUGAACUAGUGUCUGAUUACAACAUUACAAUCACUGCCACUGACGAGGGCUCUCCACCUCUGUCCUCCUCUAAAACUGUUCAGUUAUCUGUAGCUGACAUCAAUGACAACCCACCUGUGUUUGAGGAGCAGUCCUACAGCGCAUAUGUGACUGAAAAUAACAAACCUGGAUCCACUUUAUGUUCCGUUACUGCUCGAGACCUGGACUGGAGACAAAACGGUACAGUGAUUUAUUCUCUGUUACCUGGUGAGGUGAACGGUGCCCCGGUGUCCUCCUAUCUGUCUGUGAAUGGAGACACGGGAGUGAUCCACGCUGUGAGGUCUUUUGAUUAUGAACAGUUCAGGAGUUUUAAAGUUCACGUGAUGGCCAGAGAUAACGGUUCUCCUCCGCUCAGCAGCAACGUGACAGUCAGUGUGUUUGUAUCAGAUGUGAAUGACAACUCUCCUCAGAUACUGUACCCCACCCCGGAGGGAAACUCCUUCAUGACUGAGCUGGUCCCCAAAGCUGCCCACGGAGGCUCUCUGGUGUCCAAAGUGAUAGCUGUGGACGCGGACUCUGGACAGAACGCCUGGCUGUCCUAUCAAAUAGUCAAAUCCACUGAUCCUGGCCUUUUUACUAUUGGACUCCACAGUGGAGAGAUCAGGACACAGCGGGACAUUUCUGAAUCUGACAACAUGAAACAGAACCUUAUUGUGUCAGUGAAAGAUAACGGACAGCCUCCUCUCUCUGCCACCUGUGCCAUGUAUUUACUUAUUUCUGAUAACUUGGCUGAGGUUCCAGAACUGAAAGACAUUUCCUAUGAUGAGAAGAAUUCUAAGUUGACCUCAUACCUCAUCAUAGCACUGGUGUCAGUUUCUACAAUUUUCCUUACCUUUAUCAUCAUCGUCAUGGGUGUGAGGUUUUGUCGGCGGAGAAAGCCCAGGCUGUUGUUUGAUGGAGCAGUUGCAAUUCCCAGCGCUUAUUUGCCUCCAAAUUACGCAGAUGUUGAUGGAACAGGAACUCUACGCAGCACCUACAAUUAUGACGCCUAUUUGACAACAGGAUCUAGAACCAGUGACUUUAAGUUCGUCUCAUCUUAUAAUGACAACACCCUACCUGCAGAUGAGACUCUGAAAAAAAGUCCAAUGGAUUUUGCUGAUAUGUUUGGAGAUAGUGAUGGUUCCCCUGAGCUUACUUUGCGUUCCUGUACUCCUCUUCGUUUGUCUAGAUACUCACAGAAUAUCGCUGAAUUGCAGCACUUCGUGUUAUUGAGAACGUUUAUAGCGUCACUUCUGCAACGGGUUGGAAAUCCAUCCGUCACAAUGGGGUCUAAAAUAAGCGGGAUAAAGUCGAGUUGGCUUUAUUUAUUCCUCUUUUGGUUUCGUACCGCCCAUGGAGACAUCAGCUAUUCGUUUCCAGAGGAGAUGAAACCAGGAUCUGUUAUUGGAAAUAUAGCCAAGGACCUCGGGCUGGAAACGGGCGUUUUGAGCCACAGGAAAGCCCGCAUCGACACCGACGGCACCGACCACCGGUACUGUGACAUAAACCUGAGGAACGGAGAGCUGAUUGUUUCCGACAGGAUUGACCGAGAGGGGCUUUGUGCUAAAAAGGCUUCGUGUAUCCUGAAACAAGAGCUUGUGCUGGAGAAUCCUCUGGAGCUCCACCGCAUUAGCCUACACAUUCAAGACAUUAAUGAUAAUUCGCCGCAGUUUAAUGAUGACAAGAUCGAUCUGGAAAUUCAAGAAUCCACAGACAGGGGUGCUCGUUUCCUGAUAGAGGAGGCGCAUGAUGCGGAUGUGGGACAGAAUUCCGUGCAGCAAUAUAGUCUUAAAAAGAAUGAGAAUUUCGUUUUGGUCGUUAAUGGAAACACCGUAGAGCUUGUUCUUGAUAAAGAGCUUGACCGUGAAAAACAGCAGGAAAUUAAUUUGGUGCUUACAGCUCUAGAUGGUGGCUCUCCUCAGAGAUCAGGUACAGUGGUCAUACAUGUCAAUGUACUGGAUGCUAAUGAUAACAGCCCAGUGUUUAGUCAGCCCGUUUAUAAAGCCAGUCUGCCUGAAAACUCUCCUCUAGAUACUGUAGUGGUCACAGUGAGUGCAACUGAUGCAGAUGAAGGAGUCAAUGGAGAUGUGAGUUAUGACUUUGGUCAUGUAACUGAUGAGGUGAAGCAACUAUUCAGUAUUAACCCUAAAACUGGUGAAAUACAUGUAAUUGGUAAUGUUGACUAUGAAACUACCACAUCAUUUGAAAUACGAGUAAAGGCAAAAGAUGGAUUAGGUCUGUCAUCACACGCCACAUUAAUAAUAUCUGUCACUGAUGUUAAUGACAAUUCCCCUGUGAUCAGUUUAAAAUCUCUGUCUAGUCCCAUAUCAGAAGACACUCCUUCUGGUACAGAGGUGGGCAUCAUUAAUGUACAGGAUAGAGACUCAGAAAGGAACAGACAGGUCCGCUGUUCCCUUCAACAAGGUGUCCCUUUUAAGUUAGUUCCUUCUAUUAAAAACUACUAUUCUCUGGUGACCACAGAACAACUGGACCGUGAACUAGUGUCUGAUUACAACAUUACAAUCACUGCCACUGACAAGGGCUCUCCACCUCUGUCCUCCUCUAAAACUGUUCAGUUAUCUGUAGCUGACAUCAAUGACAACCCACCUGUGUUUGAGGAGCAGUCCUACAGCGCAUAUGUGACUGAAAAUAACAAACCUGGAUCCACGUUAUGUUCCGUUACUGCUCGAGACCCCGACUGGAGACAAAACGGUACAGUGAUUUAUUCUCUGUUACCUGGUGAGGUGAACGGUGCCCCGGUGUCCUCCUAUCUGUCUGUGAAUGGAGACACGGGAGUGAUCCACGCUGUGAGGUCUUUUGAUUAUGAACAGUUCAGGAGUUUUAAAGUUCAUGUGAUGGCCAGAGAUAACGGUUCUCCUCCGCUCAGCAGCAAUGUGACAGUCAGUGUGUUUAUAUCAGAUGUGAAUGACAACUCUCCUCAGAUACUGUACCCCACCCCGGAGGGAAACUCCUUCAUGACUGAGCUGGUCCCCAAAGCUGCCCACGGAGGCUCUCUGGUGUCCAAAGUGAUAGCUGUGGAUGCGGACUCUGGACAGAACGCCUGGCUGUCCUAUCAAAUAGUCAAAUCCACUGAUCCUGGCCUUUUUACUAUUGGACUCCACAGUGGAGAGAUCAGGACACAGCGGGACAUUUCUGAAUCUGACAACAUGAAACAGAACCUUAUUGUGUCAGUGAAAGAUAACGGACAGCCUCCUCUCUCUGCCACCUGUGCCAUGUAUUUACUUAUUUCUGAUAACUUGGCUGAAGUUCCAGAGCUGAAAGACAUUUCUUAUGAUGAGAAGAAUUCUAAGUUGACCUCAUACCUCAUCAUAGCACUGGUGUCAGUUUCUACAAUUUUCCUUACCUUUAUGAUCAUCGUCAUGGGUGUGAGGUUUUGUCGGCGGAGAAAGCCCAGGCUGUUGUUUGAUGGAGCAGUUGCAAUUCCCAGCGCUUAUUUGCCUCCAAAUUAUGCAGAUGUUGAUGGAACAGGAACUCUACGCAGCACCUACAAUUAUGACGCCUACUUGACAACAGGAUCUAGAACCAGUGACUUUAAGUUUGUCUCAUCUUAUAAUGACAACACCCUACCUGCCGAUGAGACUCUGAAAAAAAGUCCAACGGAUUUUGCUGAUAUGUUUGGAGAUAGUGAUGGUUCCCCUGAGGUAGGCACAUAUUUCGAAUAA